AUGGGGGCUGUACAGCGGGACGGUUUGAACUUCGCAUUUAUCGCGCUUCAGCAAGAGCACGAAAAGGCGCUGCAACAAUUGUCCAGUGAAAUUGGAAAGGCCCGCUCCUCUGUCAAUCUAAUGAGGGUGCAGUCACGUACCAGUCUAGGUGUGAACAGCUUUGCCGUCCUCUGCAACGUUGGGUUGCUUUCGUACCUCAAGGAAACAUGGAAUGGCACUGUCGCUCGUCUUGAGGGCGUGCAGGUCAGGCCUAAGUUCCUGCACUUCUGA
Eimeria acervulina is the source of this 270-nucleotide messenger RNA. RefSeq lists its product as hypothetical. Lineage: Eukaryota; Apicomplexa; Conoidasida; Eucoccidiorida; Eimeriidae. Bases 1 to 270 code for a protein of 89 amino acids. The transcript has 3 exons. The record is from RefSeq and is a predicted model, not a curated record.